Molecule: messenger RNA, 709 nt
Organism: Ostrinia furnacalis (Asian corn borer)
Lineage: Eukaryota; Metazoa; Arthropoda; Insecta; Lepidoptera; Crambidae
Exons: 3
Coding region: 87-572 (161 amino acids)
Source: RefSeq, a predicted model, not a curated record
AAUUCUACCAAACAAUACAGUGCCCAAGGAAAUAUUUUUAAAAACCAGAAUCACAAAUACUUAUUUAAUAGUUUCUCUAAGACAAAAUGGCCAGAAACAGCAGUUUAUACGAUUCGUGCAAAAACAUAAAAAGGGAACCCAUGUCACAUGUUGCUGAUGAGAACAUAGCCCGCGAGAUCGGCAACAACUACCGCACCAUUCCCACGUUCGAAAAGGGCCUGUUUGAGCACCAGUUCAUCCGCCACUACUCGCUGCAGAGGAACCAGCAGCUCAAGUGUCGCUGGUCGGUGUACAAGCAGAAUAUUGAGGGGAGGGUCUUCGCGCCUUUUCAGUUUCCUAACCACAGGGAUUUGCACUUCUACCAGAGCGCUAUUCGAUUCGCACCGUCCGAGUCGAUAUAUCGAUACCCCGAGCAUCGAAUGAAGUUGAAGCCCGGCCCCGGAGUCGAUUUCCGGGGACAGAUGCCCAUCCCUCAGGAAAUGCACAUGAAGCGCGGGAAAAUCGAAAAAAGUGACAGCCACAGACAAAAAAUUAAAUCUGCGAAGAAAAAAGUUACCGGUGCAAAGACAUAAGUCCUAUACUGUUUGCUAAUAGAUUUAUUUAGGAUAUUUUGUAUGUUAAUGUACUUAUUUACUUUGUAUGCAAUGUUAAUUUUGUAAUAGUUUAAUUUUUUAUGUUCAACUCAUUUUGUAAGUUUGUUUUGUUAAGA